This is a messenger RNA of Camelina sativa (false flax), 2794 nucleotides long. The record is from RefSeq and is a predicted model, not a curated record. NCBI's taxonomy places the organism in Eukaryota, Viridiplantae, Streptophyta, Magnoliopsida, Brassicales, Brassicaceae.
GAGAGAAUGAGAGGAUCAAUGGAGAUUCCGAUUCUCCCACACAAAUUCAUCACUAACAGAACAAACUAAUUUUUUGCCUCAAAAUAAAUAAAAAAAAAGUUGUUAAAUACUUCAACAGAAAAAAAAAUAUUUUCAAGGGUUUUGUUUCUUUCUGAGCUUCUUCAACAAUGGCGACGACAUCAAGGGUUCAUCAUCCGCAAUUCUUCCAUACACUUGUUCCUGGCUUUCACACUCACUUCACGAUUCCUGAAGACUUCUUCUCAAAGUAUGUUGAAGGAAGAAGCGUCGCGGAGGUGAAAUCGGACGUUUCGGAUAGAACCUGGCAAGUGAAGAUGUCUGGUCGGAGAUUUACUGACGGCUGGAAGGAGUUUACGGUGGCUAAUUAUUUUCGAAUCGGAGAUGUUGUCCUUGUUAGAUAUGUUGGGGAUAGUGUGUUUCAUGUUUCUGAUUUAGGACCUAAUCACUCGGAGAUUCAAUACAAUGAUGAGGGUAAACAUUUGUUGAAAAAGCGCUUGCAUCAAGUAGAGUUUUCAUCAAACAAUGGAGAUGUUGAUGAUGAAGAGCUUCCUAGAGAGAAGAGAGCGAGGAAAAAUAGUGAAGGAGCAGAAGAAGUUUCGUCUUCUUCAUCAGCCGACGACAACUCGUGUUUUGUGGCACUUGUCACGGCUUUGAAUCUAAGGACAGAUAAACUGUAUCUUCCACUUCAUUUCACAAGCUCAAAUUGUCUUUCGAGAAAAUGCCGUGAGAUUGUUUUAACAGAUGGGAAGGAAAGAUCAUGGGCAUUGGAUCUGGGGUUCAACGAAUCAUCUGAUACUUUCUACAUAAGCCGAGGAUGGAGAAUUUUCUGUGAUGAAAAUGGUCAAAAAGCUGGAGGAUGCUUUAUGUUUCAACUAGUGGGUAACGAGGAAACGCCUGUGCUCAGUUUCUUUCCUACAGAAUCCAUUAGUGAUAGAAGUGAGGAAGAGAACAUAGCAGAGGAGGGCAGUAAAGACGACUGCAGCUCACCGGAGUCAUUGAUGGAUAUAGAAAAAAGGAAGUAUAUUCUGAAACCAAGAGGUUCACCAUAUUCAUCAUAUUCGCCAUGUCAUAAGCGAUUCAUAAGAUUUACACUACCACCGGAUUAUGUCAAAAUUAGAAAACUGAAUCUUCCAGCACCCUUCGUGAGGGAGAAUGGCAUCAAUAAGCCUGGGGAGAUAUAUCUUUUGGAUAAAGAUGGUAGAAAGUGGUUGACAAAUCUUCUACUGGACAGUAAAGGAACAAUGGCUUUGGGAAAGGGUUGGAAAGAUUUUGUUAAAGCAAACGGCUUAGAGUCGGGCUUCACACUCAAGUUGAUAUGGGAAGAAACAAUUCCUGUGCUUAGUUUGUGCUGUGCAGAAUCUAACAAUGACAGAGAGCUAGAAGAGUUUUUAAAAGCUAUUGAGAAUAACGAGAAGAGCAUGUCGCGGGAGAAAAAGAAGAGUCAUCUGAAAUGGAGAGAUUCAACUCCAUCAAGCCGAAAGCAAUUUGUGACACUAACAAUUACACCUUACAGUGUCGAAAGGAGUGUAUUGCGUCUCUCAAUGAUAUUCACGAGGAUGAAUGAUAUCAAGCCUGGGAUCGUUAUUUUGUUGGGAAAAGACGGUAUAAAGCACCAGACGAAUUUGUUAUUAGACAAGACAAGUGGAAGGUUGGCUUUUGGAAAAGGCUGGAAAGAUUUUGUUAAAGAUAAUGGCUUAAAGACAGGUGACACCUUCACGCUCAAAUUGCUUUGGGAAGAGCAAACUCCUGUGUUCAGCUUGUGUCCUACAGAAUGUAGCAUUGGUAGAGAAGCAACAAACCAGAAAAAGUCUCUUCCCAUCGAACCUAGCACCUGUAAAAAAAUCAACAAAGACAAGAACAUCAAACAUGACAACAGCAAAGAGGAGAGGAGGUCAGUGGAUAGAGAGAGGAAUCAAUCGAGCCAAAAACAAUUAGUUACAUUUACAAUUACACCUUCUAGUGUCAAAAAAUGUAGACUGGUUCUUUCAGCACAAUUUGCGAGGGAUAAUAAUAUUAACAAGCCUGGAACGAUAUAUCUGUUGGAUACGGAUGGUACAAAGUGGCUGACAAAGCUUCAGCGAGACAGCAUAGGUAAAAUGAGUUUGGGAGAAGGCUGGAAAGAGUUUGCUAAAGCAAAUGACUUCAAGCAAGGCGACUCCUUUACGAUGGAAUUAAUACGGGAUGACACAACUCCCAUGCUCAGUCUGUUACGCAAAGAGUUUAGCAGUUCAAAAUCUAACAAGGAAGAGUCGAUUUUCUCAGAACCUAAAAACAGAGAUUCAUCCCCAACAAUCGAAAACAGACUCGUGACAUUAGCACUCACACCUGAAGAUGUUAAGGCCAGUAAACUGAUUCUUCCAAGUCAAUUCAUGAAGGCUAAUGGUAUCAACAGACUUGGGAAGAUAACUCUUUUGAGUGAAAACGGAAUGGAAUGGUCAGGAUAUCUGUUGACAAGUGAUGGAACUGUCGCUUUAGGCUGUGGUUGGAAAGGCUUUUGUGAGGCUAAUGGCGUGCAGUUAGGAGAGCCUUUUACUUUGGAGUUCAUCAAUAAACAAUAUACAACUCCGGUACUUAAGUUCUCUUCUCCGUAGACUAAACACAAAAGAAAAAUUAAUUAGGAAAAGAUAACUUAAACGUUUGUUUGGCUUUAGGUAAACAGAAUAGGAUUGUGAGAAACGUUUAGAUUUGUCCAUUAGUUCCUUAAAUUCUUAGGCUAUAUAUAUAUUACUUACUAAGACAUCAUCCGUAUUGUUCUUAUGUCGAAAUUUUAUCCGGA